Molecule: messenger RNA, 549 nt
Organism: Desarmillaria tabescens
Lineage: Eukaryota; Fungi; Basidiomycota; Agaricomycetes; Agaricales; Physalacriaceae
Exons: 5
Coding region: 1-549 (182 amino acids)
Source: RefSeq, a predicted model, not a curated record
AUGAAGUUUGUACUAGGACUCGCGCUUUUCAGCGCGUCGUUAGUCUCUGCUGCUGUUCUACCUCAAAUUGAUGCACGUGCAGACCUCCCUUCUCCUCAAUGCGUGGACGCCAUCAAAAACGUUGGAAUGUAUCAUGAAAUUUACGACGCCUCUUGCACACAAUUGGUCUGGGACUGUCUCGCAAAGGUCAAUGGAACUGAAGGCGAAACUAUCUAUCUGUGGAGCAAGACGAGCUGCGCCACUGCUGCUACCUGUCAAGGCACCAAUCUUCUCGUAGAAUUGGCGCAAUGUUACAACACCGGCGUCGGCAAUGCGAAAUAUAUGCAAACAUCGUUGGUGACUGCGCCUGGCAAGAAGGCGGGUGCCCUAUUACCUUCCAGAACUACAGUCGACUGGUUUUACGGCGCCCUCUCAGCUGUUAAUGCCACUAUAUGGCCUGACUUUGCCAACGUAGAAGCAAACUGGGGUUACAUUCUUGACUGGACACUGACUGGGGACACUCUUCCAUAUACCAAUUUCGAUGAUUGGCUUCACUAUUCCAACAGCUAA